This is a messenger RNA of Xenia sp. Carnegie-2017, 4853 nucleotides long. RefSeq names its product DNA repair endonuclease XPF-like. Gene Ontology annotation, biological process: nucleotide-excision repair involved in interstrand cross-link repair; resolution of meiotic recombination intermediates; double-strand break repair via homologous recombination. Gene Ontology annotation, molecular function: single-stranded DNA endonuclease activity; single-stranded DNA binding; damaged DNA binding. NCBI's taxonomy places the organism in Eukaryota, Metazoa, Cnidaria, Anthozoa, Malacalcyonacea, Xeniidae. Gene Ontology annotation, cellular component: nucleotide-excision repair factor 1 complex. The record is from RefSeq and is a predicted model, not a curated record.
CAAAGGACGUAGCCUGUCUACCUUCCCGAUUGGAAUCCCUGCUUUCAAAAAUUCCUCCACUACUUCCUGUCGGUAUGCUUGCUCAGCCAACGGCAGCGUGUUGUCUUUACGAGUCUUCUCUCUGCUGAGUGCCUCGGCUAUCGUUUGUUCUCUUAACCUUGAUCUCUUCAGCGCAUCUUUCCCUUUGGCAUGUUUUCUUGAACUACAAUGUGAUGCUAAAAUGCUCUUUUUGGAUGAUACCAUUUCUCUGCAGGCAUUGCAAAAGAUCGUUGUGCCUCUGACACUCAGGUGCUGAUCAGGGAACUGAUUAAUACGAUCUUGCAAAGGGACAUUUUUCACAUUAGUGACAUUAAUCGUCCCCCUCCUCUUGUAUUUUCCAGUGGUGGAUUCGAGGCGUCUAUCCCGGGCAAGUUGUGCAGGCUUUGGUCUAUCCUCUCUGUUCUCGCAACCUUGUAAACUAUCUGGAUGUAAGUUCACUGCACUUGACUGGUUUUGCGUGGCGGCCGCCAUUUUGAAACGAGCACUGGGAGAAAGACUAAGGAGUGUGGGACCGAGACACAGACUUCCGGUUCCGUUUCAUCGAACUCUCGCGGUAUCUCAACACAAGUAAAAAAAAAUCGAAAAAUAGGAGUGGAAGCAACUGUUAAUAGUAAUCUAUCGUUUUUAGUAGCUGAGAUCUUCGUUUUCUUGAAUUAUUCUAAAAUUGUGCUAUUAAGACAAGAAAAUAUACGGAUUAUGCUAGCAGUGCUACUUUUGGAAAAAGGGCAAAAAUUAUGCUCAAUUCCUCAGAUUAUGCCAAAAAUUAUGCUAGCACAAUCGGCAAGAGCCUACCCCCGCCCCAUCCCAUUUAUUACGUAAUACUUUACUCGGAAUCAUUUGCCAUUACUUUAUGUAAGGCGAUUAAUUAAACAUGUUUAUGGUUUUAUUAUGAAAAAUUAUUGAAAAUAUGGCGGCUACGACGAGUGAAGCAAGGAGCGAAAAUAUCCCUCUAUUGGAAUAUGAAUCUGGCAUGUUUUUAAAUGUUAUGGAUGAGGACGGCCUUUUGAUAUCUGCGAAGGGAAUUUCAAUUGAUCACGUUCUUAUCAACUUUCUAAAAAUGUACUGUGAUCCAGCUUCAUUAGUUCUAGUUAUCAACACGUCAAGUCAAGAAGAGGAACAUCUCAUUGAUCAACUGGUUGCACUGAAGGCACUCCCUCCAAAAUCUGUUACGAAUGAAUACAGUGCUUCAGACAGGGAGGUUUUGUAUGCAAACGGAGGAGUGCUUUUUGUGACAUCUCGUAUUCUAGUGGUGGACAUGUUGACUAAGAAACUACCAAUUCACUUGGUCACAGGAGUCGUUGUUUGCCGAGCUCAUAAAACAAUGGAUUCUUGUCAAGAAGCAUUCAUCUUAAGGCUUUACCGAGAGAAUAAUAAGACUGGUUUUAUCAAAGCGUUUUCAGACGUUCCCGAAUCGUUUACUGCUGGAUUCUUGAAGGUUGAAAGAGUGAUGAAAAAUUUAUUUGUGAAAAAACUUUACCUAUGGCCAAGAUUCUAUGCGCCAGUAUCCUCGUUUCUGGAGAGACACGCACCGGAACUCGUUGAAUUGCACUUACAAAUGACUCCAUCUAUGCUGGUCAUUCAGACAUCGAUUCUAGAGUUGAUUGCAACCUGUUUGAAAGAUAUCAAACGUCUCAACACAUUCUUAGAUACACAAGAGUUGACGGUAGAAAACAGCAUCAACAAAUCUUUCGAUAAACUUAUUCGACAUCAAUUGGAUCCAGUAUGGCAUCAAUUGAGCUCCAAAACCAGGCAACUCGUUGCUGAUCUUAAAGUGUUGAGGACCCUACUGUAUUAUCUGACGCAGUAUGAUUGUGUCACAUUCUAUCAAUUUCUUUUAUCAAUCAGAGCGAGUGAACGAGUGGCAAUGCACCGGAGUAUGUGGUUGUUUAUGGAUGCUACCACUGCGUUGUUCAAGCAUGCCAGAGAAAGAGUUUAUCGAUUCAGUGAAACGAAGCCUGUGACAAAAAAACAGAAAACCUUGACAAGUUAUAUGGACAAAAGGCAAGAAAAACCGGAUGAAAAUGUCAACGAAGUUCAUAAAACAAAAGAGUUGGUGUUGGAAGAAAGUCCGAAAUGGAAGUUGCUAAAGGACGUUGUGAAUGAAAUCGAUCAAGAAAAUUCGUCGGAAAUCUCUGGUGGCAGUCGCCAUGUUCUAAUCGCUGCAUCAGAUCAACGGACAUGUCUUCAAUUGAGAGAGUUUUUGUGCAAGGGUGGAAAAUCACUUCUGACCAGACUGUAUGAUAAAAAUGAAAAUGGAAAGAGUUCGAGAGGAACCACUUCAGAUGAAACUGGGAAAAAGGUGGUUGAAAAGCGCAAGGGUAAAGAAAAGAGAACACUGAAAUCCAAAGAUAAGUCAAAACAAAAGUCGUCCAGCAAAGAAAAACAGACUAUGGAAAAGUUUAUUCAAGUUUUGGACGAAAACGAUGAAGAAUAUGAACGAGGAGAAGAAGAGCAAGGUGAAGAGAUUGGCGUUGUGUCCAAAAAUAAAUCAGCAGGGAAGUUAUUGUUGAAGACAGACUCUUCUGACGCUUGUGAAAUAACAUUUGAUUUAGUUUCAACGCCCCUGGUCGUUAUUCAUCCCCUGACUGAAGCAAGUGAUCCGUACAGCCUUACUCGAACAUUAAAUGAAGUCGAACCACGCUAUGUUAUACUUUACGAUGCGCAUAUAGAAUUCGUUCGACAACUAGAGGUAUUUAAAGCGUCAAGGCCUGGAAUUCCUUUACGUAUUUAUUUUAUGAUCUUUGGUGGCUCUGUUGAAGAACAGCGGUAUCUUACAAGAUUAAAGAAGGAGAAUGAAGCUUUCGAAAUGUUGAUCAGAACAAAAGCGACCAUGGUCAUACCUGAAGAACGCGAUGGUAAGAGUGAAGGUGCCAUUCAACUAGAUCGUGAUACAAGUAAGCCAUCAGAUGUAGCCAGCACUCGUCAAGGUGGUGGCCGUGAAGGACAAAACUCUAGAAAGAUUACAGUUGACGUUCGAGAGUUUCGUAGUACAUUACCAUCGUUAAUUUAUAAAAGAGGAAUUGAUAUCGAACCUGUCACUUUGGAAAUUGGCGAUUAUAUUCUGACUCCUGAUAUAUGUGUGGAAAGAAAAAGUGUCCCUGAUUUAAUUGGUUCUUUGAAUUCGGGAAGACUUUAUACACAAUGCCUAGCGAUGACACGAUGUUAUAAGCGUCCCUUAUUACUGAUUGAAUUUGAUCCCAACAAGUCAUUCUCGCUUCAGGCUAAGUCCUCUUUAUCAGAUGAAAUAUCUCUCCAGAAUGUAACCACAAAACUUGCUUUGUUGACAAUUCACUUUCCUAGAUUGAAAAUCUUAUGGUGUGCCAGUCCAUAUGCUACGGCAGAAAUAUUUGAUGAACUGAAGCAAAAUGAACCAGAACCCGACUCAGCUGUAGCCAGAAUAGGAAGUGAUUCUGCUUCGUCCAUUCACGGCGAUCGUUACAAUGCAGCUGCUCAGGAUUUCUUGAAUAAACUUCCUGGUAUUACCUCUAGGAAUUAUAGACUCGUGAUGAAUAAGGUGAAAAACAUUCGCGAACUUUGUCAACUGUCGCAAGAGAAAUUGAAAGAAAUCCUUGGUAGUGCUGCCAAUGCGAAAUUACUCUGGGAGUUUAUUCACAACAAUCAUAAGCUGGACGCUACAAGAAAGUGAACGUGUAAGAAUCAUUACCCGAACAUAUGGCUUUGGUGAAAAUCUUGUUUCGAUGUAAAGUAUGGGUCCGUGUUUGCGGUCACGUUUCGAUCUGUACAAGGGCGUAACUCCACCAAGUUUGAUUGGACCCUUUUCUCCCUCAAUUUUUGCAUCAACGAUGAACUAAAAAUAAAUUGACAGUGUUCGUGAUUUAUGAUAAUCAAACUUCUGAGAUAAUUCAAAGUGAAAGAGAGACUUGGUUGUGAUUGCAAACUUGAAUAUUGCUGUUAACUGAGUACUUGUCAUGGUGAAGGACAAUUGAGUAGUUCUGAAAAAAACUGUUGAAGUUUAAGAACUGCUCAAUCGUCAUUCAUGACAAAUACGAUGUUCAGAGCAAUAUUUAAGAAUUCGCAGUAUUAGGAAAAUGGUAAGAUAUGAAAAAAUCAGUCUUCGGUUGAUUUUUUAAACACAAAUCAUGGUACAGGGGCGCUGGAACUGGGGGAAGGCAAGGGGGGACACCCCCCUUUCUUUUUCUGAAGAGGGGCAGUGGGGCAAAAGUGCCCUAAAGGUUGAAAAUUUAUUGUUUUUAAUACAAGAAAAACACAUCUUAACCGUGAAACGUUUUUUUUAACUAUGGCUGCAAUGCCAAGAGCAGAAAGAUGUAAAAAAGAUUAAGCAAAAGCAUUAGCGAAAGCAGCUGUUAAACUGGUAGGUAUAUUUCACUGAUGUGCCCUUCCAGAAAGGCUUGCCCCUCCUGCCCUUUUGACGUUCCGGCGUUCCUGUCCAGGUUUACUUCUGAUAGUUGAAAUGUUUCUUCAUAUAAAAGUUGAUUACCUGAUCAGGCUUUAGGUUCACUGAACAAUCGCUUUCCAAACCCAGAACUCGAAUUUUUCCUUUCAUUGUGAAUCCUGGCUUAAUGGUCGGACCUCCAAUCUUUUCAAGCUGAUGAAUCUGCUUUGCGACCGAUAUCUGAAAUUUUGUGGACGUGGGCUUAAUAUUUUGUGUAGUUUCGAAAAGACAGUUAUGUAUAUAUUCAUUGUUGGGGUGAAACUACUGUACUGAUGCUAAAACUUUAAGUUUGACCUGUACCAAAAUACCCAGUACACAUUGACAGAUGUAGAAAUACAGAUAAUUGACAACUGACAUCAUAAACAGAAAAUAUAAAAUACGUAAAGUUAUUAUACAUAAA